AUGGCACCCAUCGCCACAGAGACCUUCAAUACAAAGCGCGACGGCCAGGCGCUAGAAGAAACGUCCGACGCCAUCGACCAGGUGAAUGUGCUCAAGGCAACCAAUAAAGGUCUCUACGAGGCAUCCGAGUUCGAUCAGAACAAAGACAAGACCCAGUUCCGACAGUAUGAAGACGCCUGCGACCGGGUCAAGAACUUUUACAAGGAGCAGCACACCAAGCAGACUGUCGCCUACAACCUCAAGGCCCGGCACGAGUUUCACCGCAAGACCCGCGCGGAGAUGACGGUGUGGCGAGCGAUGGAGAAGCUGAAUACGCUCAUUGACGAGUCGGAUCCCGACACCAGCCUAUCGCAGAUCGAGCACCUGCUGCAGUCCGCCGAAGCAAUCCGGCGAGACGGCAAGCCUCGUUGGAUGCAGCUUACCGGGCUGAUUCAUGACCUCGGCAAGCUGCUCUUCUUUUUUGACGCCCGCGGGCAAUGGGAUGUGGUCGGCGAUACGUUUGCUGUCGGAUGUGCCUUCGACGAUCGGAUUAUCUAUGGCCGGGACUCGUUCCGCGAUAACGAGGACUUCGGGCAUGAGAUCUACGACUCCAAGUUCGGCAUCUACUCGCCCGGCUGUGGGCUGGAUAACGUCAUGCUCUCCUGGGGCCAUGAUGAGUAUCUGUACCACAUUGCCAAGGACCAGUCCACCCUACCCGCCGAGGCACUCGCCAUGAUCCGCUACCACUCGUUCUAUCCCUGGCACAACGCCGGCGCCUACCACGAGCUGAUGGACGACCAUGACCGCGACAUGCUGCGUGCCGUCAAGGCAUUCAACCCGUAUGAUCUGUACAGCAAGAGCGAUGACAUUCCCAGCAUCGAAGAACUCAAGCCGUAUUACCUUGAACUCAUUGACGAGUACUUUCCUAACAAGGUCGUCAAGUGGUAG
Molecule: messenger RNA, 927 nt
Organism: Penicillium lagena
Lineage: Eukaryota; Fungi; Ascomycota; Eurotiomycetes; Eurotiales; Aspergillaceae
Product: inositol oxygenase
Exons: 2
Coding region: 1-927 (308 amino acids)
Biological process (GO): inositol catabolic process
Cellular component (GO): cytoplasm
Molecular function (GO): inositol oxygenase activity; iron ion binding
Source: RefSeq, a predicted model, not a curated record